UCAACGGGUGAAGCUCAACAAAGGGCCAUCAAUGGCGGCUCAAUACAACAACCCAUUCCUCACCUCCACUCUCCACACCCUUCCCUUCCGUCCAAGACCUUCUCUCUUCCUCCUCCCUACAACACUCAGGCAAUCCUCCAACCCCAUCCGUUCCCAUCUCCACAACCACACCAAACCUCUCACUACCGCUCUCCUCAUCUCCUCUCUUGCCCACCCUGCCCUUGCCGCCGACGAGAUCUCACCCCCUCCCGUUCCCACCCCCGUCCCCUCUGCCCAAUCGGAAAUCGCUUCCAAGACCACCAACCCCUUCUCCCAAGCUCUCCUCACUGCCCCCAAACCCCAAGCCUCCUCUGACCUUCCUGAGGGCUCCCAAUGGCGCUACAGCGAGUUUCUCAAUGCUGUCAAGAAGGGAAAGGUCGAGCGCGUUCGUUUCAGCAAGGACGGCGGCGUCCUCCAGCUCACCGCCGUCGAUGGCCGCCGCGCCUCCGUUAUCGUCCCCAAUGACCCAGAUCUCAUCGACAUCCUCGCGAUGAACGGGGUUGAUAUCUCUGUUGCUGAGGGCGAGGGGGGGAACGGUCUUCUUGGAUUCAUCGGUAAUCUCUUGUUCCCAUUCCUCGCGUUUGCCGGGUUGUUUCUUCUAUUCCGGCGCGCACAGGGCGGGCCUGGCGGUGGUCCGGGAGGACUCGGAGGGCCGAUGGAUUUCGGUCGAUCGAAAUCCAAGUUCCAGGAGGUGCCGGAGACUGGAGUGACCUUCGCCGACGUCGCCGGAGCUGAUCAGGCCAAGCUGGAGCUCCAGGAAGUUGUGGAUUUCUUGAAGAAUCCGGACAAGUACACAGCUCUGGGCGCGAAAAUCCCCAAAGGGUGUCUUCUGGUUGGCCCGCCGGGAACGGGGAAGACAUUGUUGGCCAGGGCAGUGGCCGGAGAGGCCGGUGUCCCGUUCUUCUCGUGCGCAGCUUCGGAGUUUGUGGAAUUGUUUGUCGGAGUUGGGGCAUCGAGAGUGCGUGAUUUGUUCGAGAAGGCGAAGUCGAAGGCGCCGUGCAUUGUGUUCAUUGAUGAGAUUGACGCAGUAGGGAGGCAGAGAGGAGCUGGGCUUGGUGGUGGGAAUGAUGAGAGGGAGCAAACCAUUAAUCAACUGUUGACGGAAAUGGAUGGGUUCUCAGGGAACAGUGGGGUGAUUGUUCUUGCGGCGACGAAUAGGCCGGAUGUACUUGAUGCUGCAUUGCUGCGACCGGGAAGGUUUGAUCGACAGGUCACUGUGGAUCGUCCUGAUGUUGCUGGAAGAGUGAAGAUUUUGCAGGUUCACUCCAGAGGGAAAGCACUUGGCAAGGAUGUUGACUUUGAGAAAAUUGCUAGAAGAACACCCGGCUUUACUGGAGCUGAUCUUCAAAACUUGAUGAAUGAAGCAGCUAUUCUUGCAGCAAGACGUAACCUUAAGGAGAUAAGCAAAGAUGAAAUCUCAGAUGCCCUGGAGAGGAUAAUUGCCGGACCUGAGAAGAAGAAUGCUGUUGUGUCUGAUGAGAAGAAAAGACUAGUUGCGUAUCAUGAGGCAGGACAUGCCCUUGUGGGUGCUUUGAUGCCUGAAUACGAUCCUGUUGCCAAAAUCUCCAUUAUUCCACGAGGUCAAGCUGGUGGCCUAACUUUCUUUGCUCCCAGCGAGGAGAGGCUGGAGUCUGGCCUAUACAGCAAGAGCUACCUAGAGAACCAGAUGGCCGUUGCUUUGGGUGGACGGGUUGCCGAAGAAGUGAUUUUUGGUGAUGAGAAUGUUACUACAGGAGCUUCAAAUGAUUUCAUGCAGGUUUCACGUGUGGCGAGGCAAAUGGUGGAAAGAUUUGGUUUUAGUAAGAAGAUUGGGCAGAUUGCAAUAGGUGGCCCUGGUGGAAACCCUUUUCUGGGCCAGCAGAUGUCUACCCAGAAGGAUUAUUCAAUGGCAACUGCAGAUGUAGUAGAUGCCGAGGUGAGGGAACUUGUAGAAAAGGCUUAUUCAAGGGCCAAGACUAUCAUUACCACUCACAUCGACAUCCUUCACAAACUAGCUCAACUUCUCAUUGAAAAGGAAACCGUUGAUGGUGAGGAAUUCAUGAGUCUGUUCAUUGAUGGCAAAGCUGAACUCUAUGUAGGAUAACCGAAGAUACGUAAUAUAUAUAUAUACACAAACAAAGAAAAAGCACAAAACUAAUGCAUCAUUAAAAAUCAAUGUAGUAAUGAGUGUUUCUGAUGCAAAAAUGUAUUCCAAUUUGGCUUCUGGCAAAUGUGGAAACAUGAUGUUGUAUAUACCUUGUGUGUGGAUAACGGUCAA
Messenger RNA from Dioscorea cayenensis subsp. rotundata (Guinea yam), 2296 nucleotides. Its product is annotated as ATP-dependent zinc metalloprotease FTSH 1, chloroplastic-like. Bases 32 to 2122 code for a protein of 696 amino acids. The record is from RefSeq and is a predicted model, not a curated record. Lineage: Eukaryota; Viridiplantae; Streptophyta; Magnoliopsida; Dioscoreales; Dioscoreaceae. The transcript has 5 exons. Gene Ontology annotation, cellular component: chloroplast thylakoid; membrane. Gene Ontology annotation, biological process: proteolysis. Gene Ontology annotation, molecular function: ATP hydrolysis activity; metalloendopeptidase activity; ATP binding.